AUGGGGCCCAGCGGAAGCGGCAAGUCGACGUUGCUCAACAUUAUGGGCACCCUCGAUCGGCCAACCUCCGGCGAGGUCUUCUUUCAAGGCAAACCACUCAGCAAGAUGAAGGAAACCGACCGGCUCCGCGCAGAGCAAAUCGGGUUCAUCUUUCAGUCGUUCCUGCUGCUGCCCACGUUAUCGGCCGUGCAGAACGUGCAAGUCCCCAUGUUCGAAGGCACCUUGCCCGCCAGCGAGCGGCAGAAGAAAGCCGUCGAGUUGCUCGACCUGGUGAACAUGCAACAUCGGGCCAACCACCGGCCCAACCAUCUAUCCGUCGGCGAACGCCAACGUGUCGCCAUCGCCCGUGCUUUGGCCAACGACCCCGUACUUGUGCUGGCAGACGAACCCACCGGCAACCUCGACUCGAAUACCGGCGAAGCCAUCUUGAACCUGUUCGAUCGCCUGCAUCAAGAGCGGGGCCUGACUCUCGUCGUGGUCACUCACAGUAACGAAGUUGCCGAACGGGCCGAGCGGGUCAUCCGCAUCAGCGACGGCCACCUGGUCGAAGACCGCCGCGUGCAUCGCGACCCGGUUACGUACUCCAUCCCGCUCCCCACCAUGGCCGACGGACUUGAUGCGGCCGAGCAACAAAAGAUCAUCGCCGACCUGGCAGGUUCCAGCUACUCACCCGAUCAACUGCUGCGUAAGUCGGUCGUCUCCCGCCACAUCCUGCAUCUAGAGCAACUCCAGCACCCCACCGGCCCCGCAGAACGGGUCGAUACCUGGUUUGUCGCUUACGGCAAUCUCGAUGACAUCUCAGACAAGCAGUUCCUGGAAGAGCUGAUGGAAUCGAGCAGUGGCGAAGACGAAGUCGGUGAAGAGGGGCACACCCUCACGCCCGAAGAACUCGCCGCCCGCGGGAUCGACUUUAAUGAGGCCGAUGCCGAACACGAGGGCUACGCCAACGGAAGCUAUCGCCUCAUCAAAAAGGUCGAGGUCCAAGGCACACUCCACUCCUACUGGAGCCGCACCCCCGAUUCGAUCGUGAUCGCCGGCCAGCUUGACCCUCGCUUCAACGACGACAAAGAGUUUCCCAAUGUCUGGCGGGCCAUGGACCGCGCCCCCACGGGCCAAUUAGAACUGGGGCCCGCCCAUCCGUAUGAAGGCACCGGCUUCUACCUCAAAAUCACCCGUAUGGAAGAACCCGAAGGCGCGCUAUUCGUCGAGGCCCACAUGGUGCUUUCCGAACCGCAAGCCUGGUUCGACGGCGCGAACCUGCUCGGAGCCAAGCUGCCAGCGGUGGUGCAAAACCGCGUCCGCGCAACCCGCCGCGAGUUCCUCAGGGCUUCGCAGUAA
Messenger RNA from Cladocopium goreaui, 1338 nucleotides. The record is from the annotation of a GenBank genome assembly. NCBI's taxonomy places the organism in Eukaryota, Dinophyceae, Suessiales, Symbiodiniaceae.